CAGCGUUGUCCAGAGCACGACAUCAGCAGUGUGUGACACAGCCGCAGCCACUUCUGGGCUUCCGGGUGAUGCUACACUUGGAAGUACAAUAAGGCAGGGCAAUUGAUACCGGGACCAUACUCGGAAGUGUGACUUGUGUAAGAUAGGUAUCGUGGUAUGGUAAUGUUAACGUAUUAUACUGAGCGUACGUACUACGGAUUACAUGUGUAAUUAAGACUGAGGUGGAUUCCCAGCUUGGGAAAUGGGAAGUAACUAGCUCAGCCUUACCCCAACUUGAAGCCCCACGCGCAAGGCUGAGCGUAACACCAAACCACACGUGGGUUUGGAAGUCGUCAUUUCUGCAGUCCGUCAGCUGUUUCUUGGACCUCGCGACGCUCCAAACUUGUUGAGACAGGGACAGUCUAGUUGAAACAAGAUGGAGCAAGUCAAAGCUCUAAAUGCUCUCGAGCCAUUUCUAGCGCUCACCAAGUCGGCGACCUCUCCGAGGGCGGCUGCCGACCUUGUUAUGCGCGCGACCUCCGCGCCAAACACAUUCAUCUUCACCGAUCUUCUCCAGGCACCCCAAAUCCAAGCUCUCGCCUCGUCGGAUGAGUUCGCGCCAUACCUCAGUCUGCUUCAGAUCUUUAGCUACGGCACAUAUUCCUCUUACACAUCUACCCCCGGCCUGCCAGAUCUGAACGAUGCUCAGCGUCUCAAGCUCCGGCAGCUCUCCCUCCUAACGCUAGCGAGGAAGGACGCCCACGCAACUUCGAAUGCCGAUCCUACCCUCAGCUAUGCCUCCCUGCAAAGGGCGCUUGAUCUCCCAAGCCGGCAAAGCCUUGAGGAACUCGUGAUUAGCGCCAUAUACGCCGGCCUCCUCAAAGCGCAGCUCAACCCCAAGGACUCUCUCGUGCAGAUCAACAGCGUCUCCCCGCUCCGGGACGUGGCGCCCACGGCUAUCGACGGCCUCCUUUCGCGGCUGGAAGCCUGGGCCGAGAGAUGCGACAUGACGCUCCAGAAUCUGGAAGAGCAAAUGAACAAUCUGCGGACCGGCGCCGACCGCCGCGCCGCACAGGAAGCCGCGCGGGCUGCCGAGAUGGCCAGGCUGCUAGGGAGCGAGCAAAAGGUUUCCUCUUCCAAAUCUCCCAAGGCGAUGGCGUAGUCCCGAACAGCACUGGGGCGCCCGCGACGCAGUCAUCUGCCGUGAAGCGGGCCA
Canariomyces notabilis is the source of this 1195-nucleotide messenger RNA. RefSeq lists its product as uncharacterized. Gene Ontology annotation, cellular component: COP9 signalosome. The coding region runs from base 416 to 1141 and encodes 241 amino acids. NCBI's taxonomy places the organism in Eukaryota, Fungi, Ascomycota, Sordariomycetes, Sordariales, Chaetomiaceae. The transcript is spliced from 3 exons. The record is from RefSeq and is a predicted model, not a curated record.